Molecule: messenger RNA, 3825 nt
Organism: Oenanthe melanoleuca
Lineage: Eukaryota; Metazoa; Chordata; Aves; Passeriformes; Muscicapidae
Gene: LEMD2
Product: LEM domain nuclear envelope protein 2
Biological process (GO): negative regulation of BMP signaling pathway; nuclear envelope organization
Cellular component (GO): nuclear inner membrane
Molecular function (GO): chromatin DNA binding
Source: RefSeq, a predicted model, not a curated record
GCCGCUUCCCGCCCGCGGGGCGCUUCCGGCGGGGCCUGGCGCGGCCAUGGCGGAGCUGACGGACGCGGAGCUCCGCAAGGAGCUGCUGGCGCUCGGCUACCGCCCGGGCCCCAUCACCGCCACCACCCGCAAGGUCUACAUCAAGAAGCUGGGCUGCCUGCGGGCCGAGGUGGCGGCGGCCCGGCGCAGCGGCCGCACCGCGCCGCCCAGCCCGGGCCGCUCCUCCGCAGGGCUGCCGCAGGCCUCGCCCUCGCGGCAGCGCUCCGGCUUCACCGGCGGGGCAGCCCGUGAGAGUGAGGAGGAGGAUGAGGAGGAGGAAGAGGAGGAGGAAGUGGGGCGGCCGCCCGCGUCCCGCUGGGCGCCGCCGGGAGAGAGCGGCGGGCAGGCCUGGGGGGACCCGCGGGGAUCCCCGCCGGGCCGCGGCGGAGGCCUCAGGGCUGAGGGCGGCCUGUCCCGGGACAGCCUCGGGAGGCUGAGCCCUUCGGAGCAGUGGGGGACGACUGUGGAGAGAGGGGGCGGUGGGCUGGGGGCGUCCCUGGCUGGGCACGGGGGGUUCGGUUCCCCCUCGCAGUGGGACACGUCCGUAGAGAGGAGCGGCGGCCUGGGGGCGGGCAGGGCCGGGGAGCUGAGCUCUGCUCAGUGGGACACAUCCAGAGAUGUUCCAGAGCACGGCCGGGGGCUCAGCCAGGGGCUGGGGGCGACCCUCGAUGGCUUUCGGGGCUCCUCACUGCAGUGGGGCGCCUCAGAGAGGAGCGGGGGGCUCAGCAGUGGCCUGAGGCCGACCCUGGACAGGUUUCGGGGCUCGAACUCCACAUCGCAGUGGAGCCCCUCAGCAGAGAGGAGCGGGGGGCUCGGCAGCCGGGCUGCCUCGGGGUUGGAUGGGCUGGGGGCGCUGAGCUCCACACCCUACUGGGGCUCCUCGGCAGCCUCCAAACCCCUUCCCAGCGAGGAGAAAUGCAGGAGCCAUUGGGGGACAUCAGGAGGGGGGAUCGGGGUGCAGAGCUCCCGGGGUGCAGCGGCAGAGAGGAAGGGACCCUCCUCCAACACCUGGUGGAGACGGGAGAGCGAGGUGACCCCCAGCACGCAGUGGGGCUCCUCAGCAGCGCCAGGGAGGUUCAGCAGCUUUUUCAGGAGAGGGAAGGAGGAGCUGGCUACCAGCAUAGGGAGGGAGGCAGAGCAGGAGGCGGGCAGCCGGGCUGGGGGGCUGAUCCGGCGCUUCCCGUGGCGAGCGGCCAGCGAGGGGGGGCCCGGAGUGACCCCGCGCUCGGCCCUGCUGCGCUCGGCGCCCAGGCAGCAGCAGGAGGGAAGGAGGAAAGGGUUGGAGUAUUACCUGUCCCAGUUCCUGUGCCUCGCCAGCCUCGUGCUGCUCCUGAUUUUUCUGGGCAUCCUGGUGGUGAAGAUGGUUGGGUCAGGCUGGCUGGACGGGACAGAGGAGAGAUUUAAUCUCUUGCCUGUGGAUUGUGACAAAAGCACGGAUGAUUUCUGCCAGGCCAAGCACAAGGACGUGACCAUGGCUGUGCUGCACGAGCUCUACAAUUACCUGUCUGUGCAGGCAGGUAAUUUUGAAUGUGGAAACCCUGAGAACCUAAAAAGCAAAUGCAUUUGGGUUAGUGAGGCAAAGGAUCACGUGCUGAAUGUAACUGGCAGUUCCACACAGAAGUUUAAAGCUGCCCUGGACUGGAUACUGAACAGCAACAAGGACUUGGGAAUUCGGUUGAAAGGCAGGGACAUGUCAGAGCCAGUUUCCAGUGUGGAGGAAGUGUUCUGCCUGGAGUCUGCUCACCCCCAGAUGGGGCUGGGCUGCCGCUUCCGCCGGGCCGUGCUCACGGCCAUCACCAACGUCUUCCUGUUCUUCUGGGGUCUGAUAACCCUUUGGGGGAUCCUGCUCUACCUCCGGUACCGCUGGCGGAAGAUGGAGGAGGAGGAACAAGCCAUGUAUGAAAUGGUGAAGAAGAUCAUAGCUGUUGUCCAGGACCACUACAAGGAAUGGGAGAGGAAUUUGGAGCGUUACCCCUACGUCGGCAUCUUCCACGUCAGGGACAGCCUGAUCCCCCCUCAGAGCAGAAAGAAGAUGAAGAGGGUGUGGGAGAGAGCAGUGGAUUUCCUGGCCUCCAACGAGUCGAGGAUCCAGACAGAGUCCCACAGGGUGGCAGGGGAGGACAUGCUGGUGUGGAGAUGGACUCAGCCCUCCUACCUGUCAGACUCAGAGCACUGAGGGCAGCAGCAGGAGCAGCCAUGGGUCAGGCUGGGGCCAUGGAGCCUGUGCAGGGCUCAGGGCCUCGCUGGUGGUGGGAGGAGCAGGGCCUGGCCUGAGGGUUGGAUUUGCACGGCUCUGUUUGCUCUCACUGAAACUCUCCACACACAAACGUUCAGGGCAAUACUGGCUUGGAAAGAAGAUGGGCUUGAGCUGGUGGGAAGCUGGAAUUGCACCAAAGUGAGCCUUCCACAGAGACCUGGCUCCCGUGGCAAGCAAACAACAACCUGCAAAGAAUAACUGCACACCCCUCUGGAGGGCUGGGGGUGCAACAUUUCACCUCAGUUCUGCCAAGGCCAGCUGGUGGCAGAGCCCAUCUGCAAGAGAAACAUUUCCCAUGGAAACAUUAGGGUGGCAGUGCAGGCGUGUCUUUGUUUGUGUUUGUUUCAAUCAGUGCAAAGGCAGCGAGGAAGCACUUGCUGCUUCCCAGCGAGGAAAAAAUGUUUUGUGUUGGCUUCAUCCAUCCAAAAUUGGGGAGAGGGGGAAUUGGGGGAAGCUGGGCCUGGAGAGAGGGGGAGCCUGACGUGCCUUGGUGGUUUGGGCUGGGCUGGGGGUGGUGGAGGAGAGUUUGUGACCCUGUUACACUUUUAAGUCUGCAGUCUGUGUGCUUUAUUAUUUUCUGGGGGCGUGGGGGGUGGGAAUUUGGGUGGAAAAUAAAGGAUAUAGGAAGCUUCUAAAGGUGCUUUCCUGUGGCUGCAGGAGGGCUCUGUUGGUGUUUGAGCUGGGCAGCUGCAGUGUCUGUGUUUGUGUCAGAGCAGGGAUGUGCCAGCUCUGGGACUGGUGCUGUUCCGGCAGCCCCCUGAGGGUCCCAGGAGCAGCCUGGGUCCAUCCCAGCCCUGCUGCAUCGUAUCUCGUGUCUGUAAUCACUUGGUUACUUCAGCUUCUCUUUCUGUCCAGCAAAGGAAUGUUUGUUUCCCAGGAAAUGGCACCAGUGUGUGGCAGCACACAGGAGCUGCUGCUCUGCUCUCCCCUGGGCUCUGCAGCAGCUCCUGAGGCUGCAGGACCCAAAUCCUUUGCAGAGUGAAGCCAGCAGUGAUUUGAGCCCUGCAGCCCCUGGAUGUUGUCCUGGAUGCUGGGAUUGCUCCUGGGCAGGUGCUGCCACUCCAGGUGUGUUCCUCUGCUCACCUGGCAGAGUCUGCAGCUCUGGGCACCAGGGGUGGAGCAGAGCUCUCCAGGAGAUCCUUCCCAUUAAAUGGGGAAUAUCCUGCGUGGGGUGGCUCUGACCCCACAUUUUGGGGUGUGGGUGUUUGGGCAGAAGACUCAACAGCUCUUGGAGGCAAGGACCAGCCCCUUGCACUGUAAUAAAUAAAGGCAACCUUGAUUUUUCCUAAAUGUAUCAAGAUCAUCACUGCUGCCAGAGAAAUUCUCUCAAACACUGGUGCCUCUGUUCUCAAACCUUUAUUAAACUCUUGCUGGGGUUUGGGUGAGCUUUUUUAACCGUCCAGGCAUUGCUGUCAUCCUUUUGUAUUAAACCUGGUUUUGUAGAACAAACUUCAAUGGCUUGGUGCUGUUUCUAUGUUCCAUUUAGCUCUGUAAAAAAUCAAUAUCAAAAAUAAAUUUAUUACCAAUAA